AUGUUUCUCGUCAAACUGGUCGAGUGCAUUCUUCCGGACGGCGCAAAUAAGAGCCUGUGUGAAGAGGAGGAGAAGGAGUUGGUAAAGGAACUUAUGGCUGCGAUCGAUACGAACCAAGACAACCGCAUCGAUUUGCGAGAAAUGGCGCAACUGUUACCAACAGAUGAAGAAUUUCUUGUAAUCUUUCAAGAUGACCACAAAAUCAGAUCGAGUAUUGAAUUCAUGAAAAUAUGGAAAGAGUUUGACAAAGAUCACAGUGGCUACAUCGAGGCGGACGAACUUAAGAGUUUUCUUGCCCUUCUGAUGGGCCCAUCUAUAGCAACUGUAGAAACGUUCGAAGAGAAACUGAUGGAGUACACGGAUGCGAUACUGAAUCUAUUUGACAUCAACGGGGACGGAAAGUUGCAGCUUAGUGAGAUGUCACGGCUACUUCCAGCAAAGGAGAACUUUCUUUGCAGACCCAUAUUCAAAAAGAAGGGUUGCAUAACCUCCGAUGACAUUGAGCACGUGUUCAAAUUUUACGAUGCGGAUCACAAUGGCACCAUAGAAAAUGACGAGCUGUAUGGGUUUCUAAAGGAUUUACUGGAACUAACCAAUCAGGAUUAUGACGAUAGCGAUCUGGCUUUUACCAAAGCAGCCAUCCUCAAAGACUGGGAUCUCAAUCAUGACGGAAAAAUUAGUCUGGCAGAAAUGAGAAUGCUAUUGCUGGCUUAUAGCAUAAAUGAAGGUAAACCGAGAACCCAUCUACAGGUUGACCCACAAUCCGCCUUCUGGAGAAGACGACGCAGGAGCUCAAAUCGUCCAACGAAAGCGCAAUCUACAACACACAAAAAGGAAUUGUAG
Molecule: messenger RNA, 843 nt
Organism: Dicrocoelium dendriticum
Lineage: Eukaryota; Metazoa; Platyhelminthes; Trematoda; Plagiorchiida; Dicrocoeliidae
Source: the annotation of a GenBank genome assembly